AAUUCGUGCCCUAAAAUACUCUGAUUUCUCCUACUCUUAGCCGCAACAUGCUAAACACUCCCGUUUCCUCUUAUUUUCCUUUCGUGUUCUCGCACCUAAUUCACUUUUCUUGAUUCACUCUCCGAUUCGAGUCUCCCCAGUAGGAUCUUCAAAUGUUCUUCUCUGUGUUCAGAUUGGUGUUUUCUGGCGAUGGAGUUUUGAAGUCAUUAGAGAUGUUUGGCGGCUGUUGUGAAUUGACUUCGGUUUGUAGCUCCUUUCAGCUAGGGCUUCGGUUAUGUAUGCUCUAUAAUUGACUUAUCCGGUUGAUGUGGUGGUGUCGAAGCUCAUGGGACCAGACGGCUCUGUUAGAACAGGGGUAACAAUCGAGGAGGUUGAGUUGUGUGAGGCGGAUCGCGGUUCUGCCCCUCCUAGCUAUUCAUUUCAGCAUUUCAGCUCGUACGGUAGUAAAAAAGAUGGGACGAGCUCUAUCAAUGAUUUGGGUCCUGUUUCCUUAGAUAAGGUUCCUGAUGGAGCGGUUUUUAAGGAUGGUGAAAAUACAUAUGAAGAUUUUGAAAGUAGGAACAAAAGAAGUCAUUUGUCCACUUCAAGUCCAGGAGUACAGCCCCGUAAACCGUUAAAGGUGUCAAGGGGUAGUAGUAGUUUAUGUUCUAAGAGGCCACGUGUGGUUCAAUUGGAAGAUCCUUUGUUCUUAAGUGGAGCUGAUGACGUAUCUGAUAAGCUUGGAUCAUACCUUAAAAAGUGCAACUCUCAUGAGAAAACUCAACUGUUGAAACAGAAGAGUAGCCUAAGCAGCAAGCGGGGUGAUAAGAGAAAUCUCAAGGUGUCAUUGAAGACAAAGUUUGAUUCAUUCUCUACAAAUGCUGGAAAUGGCUCAGCUGCCGCAGGGAGCAGUUUUCAUGGAUUAUACGGGCUGAAAUCAGGUGCUCGUGAUUUUACAAAGCUUACGGAUGAUCCACCGCUGAACGAUAUUCUUAAUGGUAGUUAUGACUAUGCUAAUUUAAGUAAAGACAAAGGUAAAAAAGACACAAAUGUAAAUGAAUGUUUUCUGCAGUCAAUUAGAAAAGCUUGUUCUGUUCUUCAGCUCCCAUGGCCUGUCCGCCCGCAAAAUAUGGCAGAGUCAGAGAGUUGUUCUAACAGCAAACCGGAUACAAGUCUAGUUAGUUCUGUUUCAAGCAUGGAAGAAAAAGUGAAUUUUGAUGUAAAAGAACUUAGUGCAACAGAUUCACCUUCAUUAAACAAGGUGGAAGAUGCCUGCGACAAUUCUGAACCUUUGACCAAUGCACUUGAUUUUAAAUUAUACAAACCUGAUCACAUGUUCAUGAAAUUGGGCCUUCCUAUACCAAAGGACUUGAAUUCUUUGCUCCAGGAUGCUAGCAAGUCCUCUGUAUCUUCAAACAAUGCAACAGAUUUACGUUCAGCAAAGCAACAAUCUCGUCGAGCUAUGUUGCAACCAUUUGCAUGGUCACAUUCUUUUAAUGGGCACUCUAAAGCAAAUUCAGAUUCAUCCAAGUUUUCUGCCAAUAGGACCACAUGUCUUGGUAGGUGGUGGCGAGUUCGAAACUUUUCCAAUAUACCUAGUGCUACUGCUGAUUGUUUUACGAAAGACUUGGAAUCGUUGACUUUUAACCAGAGUUUAUUUCCUUCAACAAUGAGAGUUGUUGGUCCUGAUGAUGGAAGGUCCUCUAUAUCUGUUAAUCAUCAUCAAUGUGGAUGGGAUUCCCUGUCUUCUGCAACUUGUUCGAAAACUUCCUCUGUGCUUGUGGAAUCUCGAGGGAAGAUGAAUAACGAGGCAAAUGAGCAGCAGUGUCCAAGAGUAAUGGCUGCUGCUCAAACUCUGUACGAUAUUGCAACUUCUGCUGCAUUGAGGCAAAACAUAGAUGGGAUGGUAAGGUGGCCAAAAAAGGCAUCACAAAAGUCCAUGAGAGCUCGCAAGUUGAAAUCAGAGGAAACUGAAGAAUUAUAUACCACGCCUACAACAUAUGGAUUGUGGUCCAACAAUUCGAUCAAGAAUGAAGGCCAUCAUGCUCAUCCCUCGAAGAAGCCAAAGCUCGGAACAACAGAGAGCAGAAGAGACGUUGCUCAGACCAAUUGUAAAAGAGGACCAUUGAAUUGGACUACACCCCGGUCAAGUAGAUCGUCACCCAGUAAGUUCAUUAGAGAUUCGAUUUCAGAAGCUAAACCUUCAACCGCAGGUGCCAUAAAACAAUCAUCAUCUAUGAUGCCUCCUCCAGCAACUCUUUUGUGCAAGGCUGGCGAGGGUCAACAAAACACACGGAAGUUAAUGCUCAUGGAUUGGAAAAGAGGGGGAUGAACAGGUUAGAUUGCUCGAGAAACUCAGUUUUAUUAUAUCCCUGCCUGCCUAACAAAAUGCUUUUAUUAUUAAACUAGAAUCACUUCUCUGAAGUAGUGCCUAAAGUGGCUGGUUGGUUGGUUGGCUGGCUGGCUGUACAUAAUAUUGUUUCAGUGUUGGAUUAAUGAUUGUAAUGGUUAGGGUUGAAUAGUGACACACGCUUUCUAAUUGUUGUAACAUCGAACUUCAUCCCAGAACGCAGUAGCAAAUUCUCUGCCACUGUGUGAAAAGUAUUUGACAAUGCAAUAGAAAUUUUAGUUCUUUCUUAUUA
Messenger RNA from Cucurbita maxima (winter squash), 2621 nucleotides. RefSeq lists its product as uncharacterized. NCBI's taxonomy places the organism in Eukaryota, Viridiplantae, Streptophyta, Magnoliopsida, Cucurbitales, Cucurbitaceae. The transcript has 7 exons. The record is from RefSeq and is a predicted model, not a curated record. The coding region runs from base 326 to 2311 and encodes 661 amino acids.